AAAGUGCAACGGAUCAGCAGUCCCGAACGUUGGGAACUCAAACAGAUGAUGUCCGCCGGUGUGGUGGAAAAAACUGAUUUGCCCGAUUUCGAUGAGGAAACUGGAUUGUUGCCACGCGAGGAUGAGGAGUCUGAUGAAGAUAUUGAAAUAGAAUUGGGACACGGAAGACACGCGAUGGAUUUGUCCCCGGUACGAAUUGUCAAAAAUCCGGACGGUUCACUCCAACAGGCAGCCAUGAUGCGUCAGGCGUUGCAAAAAGAACGCAGAGAAAUGAAACAACAGGAACGUCAAAGUCAAAUGAUGGCCGAACGGGAAGCAGCACCCGAACGGAUGGGAAAGGACUGGCAUGAUCCGAUGAAUGAGUCCAUGGAUGCGAAAGCCAUAUUCAGUGGAUCGCGUGCCUCGGAACAGUUCAAAGAUGUACCGGAAUGGAAACGUGCCGUACAGGGAGGCACACGAACCGGAGCGGUGGGCAAGAAGAUUGUUCGUUCGCUUUUGGAACAGCGUCAAAGUUUGCCGAUUUUUAAACUGAAAGAUGAAUUGCUCAGUGCGGUCCACGAUAACAAAGUGUUGAUUGUCAUUGGGGAAACCGGUAGUGGAAAGACUACCCAGAUUACUCAGUACUUGGCUGAGGCUGGCUACGUGAAUACCGGACGUAUUGGAUGCACUCAGCCCCGUCGUGUAGCCGCCAUGUCCGUAGCCAAACGGGAGGUUGGCUACACAAUCCGGUUCGAGGAUUGCACUGCCCCAGAAACCAAGAUCAAAUACAUGACCGACGGUAUGUUGUUACGUGAGUGCCUGAUUGAUCCGGACUUGCGUCAGUACACGAUUAUCAUGUUGGACGAGGCACACGAACGUACCAUUCACACCGAUGUCCUAUUUGGUCUAUUGAAGAAGGCGAUCCAAAAACGAGACGAUAUGAAACUGAUCGUCACAUCGGCCACUUUGGAUUCGGUCAAAUUUUCACAGUACUUCUUUGAAGCGCCUAUCUUCACCAUUCCGGGACGAACGUAUCCGGUGGAAAUUCUAUACAGCUUGGAACCCGAAAAUGACUAUCUGGAUGCCGCGUUGAAUACCGUCAUGCAAAUUCAUUUGACCGAACCUCCAGGCGAUAUAUUGGUCUUUCUGACCGGUCAGGAGGAAAUCGAUUCCGGUUGUGAGUUGCUCUACGAGCGUAUGAAAGCUCUUGGUCCGGACGUUCCCGAAUUGAUCAUUCUGCCCGUGUACGCUGCUCUUCCGUCUGAGAUGCAAUCACGCAUCUUCGAUCCCGCUCCGCCCGGUUCCCGUAAAGUAGUGAUUGCCACCAAUAUUGCCGAAACCUCAUUGACCAUUGAUGGAAUCUACUAUGUGAUUGAUCCGGGUUUUGUCAAACAGAAGGUGUACAGCAGCAAAUCCGGUAUGGAUCAACUGAUUGUCACGCCAAUCUCACAGGCUCAGGCCAAACAACGCGCCGGACGGGCUGGCCGUACAGGUCCGGGCAAAUGUUUUCGUUUAUAUACAGAACGAGCUUACCGGGACGAGAUGCUGGCUACCAAUGUGCCCGAGAUUCAACGUACCAAUCUGGCCAGUACCGUGCUCCAGUUGAAAGCGAUGGGUAUCAAUGAUCUUCUGUCGUUCGAUUUCAUGGACCCACCCCCGUUACAGGAAAAGACCGAAUUGGCCGAUCAGCGCAAGGCCAAAUUUCAUCAACCCGAAGGUGAUCAUCUGACUCUGUUGGCCGUGUACAAUGCAUGGAAAAAUAACAAAUUCUCCGCACCCUGGUGUUAUGACAAUUUUGUGCAAGCAAGAACACUAAAACGAGCCCAAGAUGUGCGUAAACAGCUGCUAGGAAUUAUGGACCGGCACAAAUUGGAUGUGGUCUCGUGCGGGAAAAAGACCGCAUUGGUUCAGAAAGCUAUUCUCUCCGGUUUCUUCCGAAACGCUGCCAAGAAAGAUCCACAGGAGGGCUAUCGAACUUUGGUCGAUCAACAAGUUGUCUACAUUCAUCCCUCUUCCGCGCUGUUCAAUCGACAACCGGAUUGGGUUGUCUAUCAUGAAUUGGUCAUGACCACGAAGGAGUACAUGCGUGAGGUGACUACAAUCGAUCCACGUUGGUUGGUCGAAUUCGCGCCGAAUUUCUUCAAAUUCGGCGAUCCGACGAAAUUGUCCCGAGCGAAGAAAUCCAUGCGUAUCGAACCGUUGUAUAGCAAAUUCGAAGAGAAAGACUCCUGGCGUAUCUCACGUGUGCCCCGCAAGUUUCACGUCAAAGUCACAUUCUAA
Messenger RNA from Echinostoma caproni, 2259 nucleotides. Lineage: Eukaryota; Metazoa; Platyhelminthes; Trematoda; Plagiorchiida; Echinostomatidae. The record is from the annotation of a GenBank genome assembly.